AUGCAAAGCGUUUACGACACUGUCGGAAACUUUUUUUUUUUACUUUGCUAUCAAACUGCUGCUCUUAAGUCACGUUUUCCCUUUAAAUCAACGGAGGCCAAAUGAGCCUUUUUGAUUUAUUUCGGGGCUUCUUCGGCGUUCCCGGUAGCCAUUUUCGUGGUCAAAGGGACCCCUUCUUUGAAGCCAUGACCCGGGAAGAGGACGAUGAUGACGAAGACGACGCCUUCUCCUAUGAUGGCUUCAGGGGGGAAGGGCAGGACCCCUUUGACAGCGCGUGGAAGUUCGGCUUCAGCGUUAGUCCCGAGGGGAUGAGAAUCCACGAACCUCCUCUGUUUGGAAAUGUCCUCAGGGAGAUGGAGGAGAUUUUUUCCCAACUUGGACGCCUGGACUCGCGUGCCGGCAUUCCGAGCAUCGCGCCACCGCCGCGUCACGAAGGAAGACAACAUGGAUCCAGCGGGAACUCCCUGAGAGACUUCAUGCUCAAAUCCCCUGACAGCGACGGACAGAGGAGAAGUGAUGUCCGUCCUUCGCUGCAAUACCCUGGCUCCGCCCCUUUUUCAAAAUUCACGGAUGUUUGGAGACACAGACUACAGAAAACUCCCGAAGAUGACCGUAAAGAAGACAGAGAUCUGGACUCUGCCGUAUCCUCUGGCGGCUUGGAUGAGAUUCUGGCUCCGCCCCCUGAACAGGUGCCGAGUCAGCAGCCUCGGAAUAGGUCCUUUUUCCAGUCCAUUACCGUCACCAAAGUGACGAAGCCUGAUGGGACUGUGGAAGAGCGGCGCACGGUCCGAGACAGCCGAGGCAACGAGGAGACCACCAUGACCCGCUCGGGAGGCCGCGGCGGUCUAGAGGGACCAGAACAUCAAACUGGACCCGCUCUACCAGACACUUCCUUUUCAGACAUGAGGGAUGAUGACAGCGACUUCUUCUCAAAGCUCUUUGGGAACUUUAAAUGACUUCAUUCCUACACACGCACACGUUUUAUUUAUGUUAAAGAGUUGAUGUUAAUUGUACGCCGAUGCCGGAAGGUGAGAUCAUUUCGCAGACUAAUCCCCGAUCGCCACGAUGCAUUUAUUUUUGUAUUGCCCUGAAUGAAAAUAAAUAAUGUUGUUUGUUGUGUUUAAAAAAAAAAAUGCUAUGUUGUGAAUUUGUGGCUUUGAAUGAGUUUUUAAAAAGAAUUGAUUUUUAGAAUUUGCACAGCAGGCGGAAUCGAGCGCUCGUGUCGUAGGGUUAGCCGCUACGCUGUUUUAGACAGCGGGAAGAGGGCGAGUUCGAACGAGCCAAUGAGAGCAGCGUAAUCAGGGCCAACUGUCGGCAGGUGAGCGCACCUUUUCCCCAACUUUCUGAGGUUCUGGUUCUGGUUCGAGACAGGAAAGUCUUAGCUGCCACAAACAGUAGGCUAUAUGUUGAGGAAGGCCAUGCCGUGGGUCCGGAAGUGGGUGUUGAGGUCCGACGCCUUAUCGAAGCGCCGCCCGCACACCCUGCAGAUCAGGUUGCCGUCGGCGUCCUCGCCCAGAGCUU
This is a messenger RNA of Syngnathoides biaculeatus (alligator pipefish), 1521 nucleotides long. It is a transcript of the gene hax1, whose product is annotated as HCLS1 associated protein X-1. Gene Ontology annotation, biological process: negative regulation of apoptotic process; regulation of actin filament polymerization. Gene Ontology annotation, cellular component: clathrin-coated vesicle; actin cytoskeleton; apical plasma membrane. The coding region runs from base 102 to 956 and encodes 284 amino acids. The transcript has 8 exons. NCBI's taxonomy places the organism in Eukaryota, Metazoa, Chordata, Actinopteri, Syngnathiformes, Syngnathidae. The record is from RefSeq and is a predicted model, not a curated record.